AAACAUAUUUUCUGUCCACCCUCGAGAUCACAUUGCACUCAUAACCACCAUGGCUGAGCACCACCAUCACCAUCACCAUCACCACCCUCACCACCACUCUCAUCAUCACAAGGAUGGAACUCAAGUUGACUAUAAAAAGGAAGAGAAGCACCACAAGAAUCUGGAGCACCUUGGUGAAAUGGGAGCAGUUGCUGCUGGUGCUUUUGCAUUGCAUGAGAAGCACAAAGCAAAGAAAGAUCCAGAGCAUGCCCACAGGCACAAGAUAGAGGAGGAGAUUGCAGCGGCAGUCGCGGUUGGAGCUGGUGGAUUUGCCCUCCAUGAACAUCAUGAAAGGAAAGAGGCCAAGAAAGAAUAUAAGGAGACUCAUGGAAAGAAGCACCAUCAUCACUUUGGUUGAAAAUAAAAAAUAAAAAUAAAGACAUGAGAGAGUGUGUUGUUCCCAGUUAGCAACUAUCCUAAUGAUUAGUUAAUGUUUGCUGUUUUAGAUCUGUGUAUGAAUUUCGUGUGUUAAGCUUUCAUAGUUUCACUAAUAGGCUUGUAGUUUGACUUUUAAGCCUCUCUCUCUAUAUAUAUGAAAUAUU
Messenger RNA from Gastrolobium bilobum, 581 nucleotides. RefSeq names its product abscisic stress-ripening protein 2-like. The coding region runs from base 50 to 397 and encodes 115 amino acids. The record is from RefSeq and is a predicted model, not a curated record. NCBI's taxonomy places the organism in Eukaryota, Viridiplantae, Streptophyta, Magnoliopsida, Fabales, Fabaceae. The transcript is spliced from 2 exons.